ACCACUCCUGUCUGACGCAAUUCACAAGCCUACGGUUCACUCUUCACGUAAGAAACUCUCAAGAGUUCUGCACAACAUUCACAUACUCCAUUCCACAUUACCGAACCACCAGACGCUAGAGCUUGAUCACACCAUCAGACACAGUCGGUCCAGCCACACUACGAACACAACUUACAGGCUGUCACUCUCCUACACAGGAAAAAGCUACAUCACCUGGUCAGAAGUCCAAAGGCUUCUCACCCAUUUCCAUCCACCCCUACCUAUCCUUCAUCCUCACCAAACAAACAAACAACGGCCACGAUGUUCCGCAUCUUCAACUACAUGGUCCCCUACACCCGCCCAAUUGGCUUCCUCGUCCCCGCUCCCGAAGUCUACAAAGGCCUCGACGCAAUCCAACAACACGGUAUCGCCACCUCAGAUUUCGCCCAGCGCACAGGAUACGUCAACUGCCUAGCCAUCACGCAACAGGAUAAACUCCGCGAACAGCUAGCCGACCUCAAAGAAUGCCAGCUACACGACCACGCUCGCAUGGACGAGGAUUAUAGUAUGAGGAUGCAGGCUGCGAAUGUGCAGUUCUUCCCCGGUGGCCUCGGUCCGAGAGAGCUUACUGAGAAUGAGAAGAGGUAUCCGAGGAAGGUGUCGAAUAAUGAUAUCUUGAUGGCGAAGAGGAUUGAGAAGUGCUAUCGGAGGCGGAUAAAGGCACUCAAGGAGGAGAAGAGGAAAAAUGCCAUUUGGUUGGAUUUGUGGUAUGAUGAGCAGGUUGUCAAGAUUGAUCGCUUGUUGAAGAAGGAGUGGGAUCAGAGUGGGGAGUGUGAGGGGUACCCUUAUUGGGCGGAGGAGAGGCGCGAGGUGAAGCGCAAGGUGAAGCGUUCGAUGAAGUGCUAAGCGAAAUAGGCUGGCGAUAGCUUUGGUGGG
Molecule: messenger RNA, 915 nt
Organism: Colletotrichum godetiae
Lineage: Eukaryota; Fungi; Ascomycota; Sordariomycetes; Glomerellales; Glomerellaceae
Exons: 1
Coding region: 301-885 (194 amino acids)
Source: RefSeq, a predicted model, not a curated record